GCCCUCCUUUGCAGCGCCCUGCCAUGCUCGCCCGCCGUCUCAUCCCACGCUCUCUUCUCACGCCUGGCCCAUAAAAGACUAACCACCCUCUUGUCUUUCGUGGGCCUCGAAGACUCUGCGAAAGUUACGCUCUUCUUACUCGACUAGAAUCUAGGACAUGGCGGCGGGUAUGUCGUUCCAACCGGUAUGGCGACCUCUGGUCACCGACGGCCUGCCUUCUCCCCGCGCCGGUCACACGGUAUCAUUCAAUGAGGCCACCAACGAAUGUAUAGUCUUUGGUGGAGCAAGCCAUGAGACAGGAUUUUCAAACGAUGUUCAUGUCCUUGAUCUAGCAACCUUGACCUGGCGCGUCGGUGUAAAGCAGAAUAGAACGAAUUUUCAGUCAGCGCCAGCGAGAUAUGAACAUGUGGCUGCUAUCGUCCGUAGAAACGGUGGGGUACCCCAGCUUAUGGUCAUGUAUGGUGCGGGAGAGGAAGGCCUGCGGGGUGAUGUGUGGGCGUUGGACCUGGAGACGUAUCGGUGGAGCGCUCUGAAGACGCGGGGAAAUAUGCCGCAAGCUCGUACAUUGCAUUCAAGUGGUCACAUUGUGUUGGACUCCAAUAGUGGAAAAGCGGAUCGGUUGUACAUAUUCGGCGGAGGGCUUACCAUUGACACGGCAGUACCAGAUGUCAAGGUUUAUUGCUUAGACGUCAAUUCAUUGCUAUGGAUUCAAGUCACUACGGGGCGCGAACAGCCAUCCCCAUUGCCACGGCUUGGACAUUCUCUCAUUGCUGUCGGCACGACUAUUUACAUGUUUGGGGGCAUGGACGGUGAUCAGACAUUUGAUGAACUGUGGAUUUUUGAUACAGUGAACAAUACAUGGAGCUUACCAGACACAUCCGGCGAUCGACCGACAGCUCGAGCAGGACAUACGGCUACAGCGGUCGGCACACAACUGUACAUAUUUGGAGGCUUCGUGAAGCAACCGCAGCCAAAGGUGUUUGACGACGUCUAUGUCUUUAAUACAGAGACCAUGGUGUGGUCAAAGCUCUCAGUUGCCGCAUUACCACCAGGGCCACCUUGCGCUGUUAUCGACCAUGAUGCCUGUAUGAUACAUGCACGCCCUCGUCACCAGGACCAAGGCACGGAAGCUACAGAAUCCAAGGACGGGGUCCUUAUAUUCGGUGGGAUGGACCUUUCAGGAAUUUACAACUAUGUAUUCCAACUGGAAUUAUAACGCGACAGUCCAAUGUAAUAUAUAACGCUCUACUUGUUUCUGUUAAUACGAAGAUAGUGGUUGGUAUUUUGCG
Messenger RNA from Spizellomyces punctatus DAOM BR117, 1289 nucleotides. RefSeq lists its product as uncharacterized. Bases 158 to 1216 code for a protein of 352 amino acids. The transcript is spliced from 6 exons. Gene Ontology annotation, molecular function: protein binding. The record is from RefSeq and is a predicted model, not a curated record. NCBI's taxonomy places the organism in Eukaryota, Fungi, Chytridiomycota, Chytridiomycetes, Spizellomycetales, Spizellomycetaceae.